Molecule: messenger RNA, 777 nt
Organism: Theileria equi strain WA
Lineage: Eukaryota; Apicomplexa; Aconoidasida; Piroplasmida; Theileriidae
Product: signal peptide-containing protein
Exons: 1
Coding region: 1-777 (258 amino acids)
Source: RefSeq, a predicted model, not a curated record
AUGGCAGUAUUGAAGCGAGUGAUCCUGUUUGCCGCCAUCCUUAUAGUCUUGACGGCGGUCAUUACACCAAUUGUAUUGCUAUCUAGGCGCAAGCCAAAGGGGUCUAGGACUCCAGUAGCUCUCGAUGUCUCAGGCAAGAUCUCAGAGAGGAUAAAGGUCGAAAAGUACGGCACGACCCCCGAAACCAUUCAGUAUCUCAUUGAGAGGUCCAUGGCAAACGAGUACAAAAUCGGCGAUGUGUUUGAUGGACACGAGUUGAUCAUGAAGGAUUACGAGAAGAAUUUGGAAAAGGCUGUCGUUGUCAUGAAAUUUCCAGAUGGAACCAUGUACGUUAUUAUCUCCAAGGUCGAUUUGGUCGGUGGUACAGAAAAAAAGGGAAGUGAUGCCGUGGAGGUUACAGUCUUUGAAUUUGCCAAGAAACAAGGUGAAGCAGCAUACUCUAGAGUAGAGAGAAGACCCAUUGAAGUCGACUUGAUGAACCCACCCCAAAAGAUUACAAAAGUUUUGAUUGAACCCAAAAAGGCCAUGUACAAUGUCGUCCCUGACGAGUUGUUUUCCCUGCGACUUGGCACUCUAAAGCAUGGAGAGCAGGUUGUGGAGGAGGAUGAGGAGGACGAUAUCCAAAAGAUUGUAAUUUUAGACACUAAUGGCCCGAACCCCAAAGUUGUGACUGUAACCUCCAAAAGAAAUGGGCAAAAUAUUGAGAGGGUUUACGAACUUGUAGACUCUAACUUUAAUCUGAUUAGUAAAAAGGCCAAGACAACUUUUAUGUUCUGA